This is a messenger RNA of Amoebophrya sp. A120, 12023 nucleotides long. The record is from the annotation of a GenBank genome assembly. NCBI's taxonomy places the organism in Eukaryota, Dinophyceae, Syndiniales, Amoebophryaceae.
AGGGCCCUAAUACAGGAAUUUCAGUUUAUUUCGACGUCAAAUACCUCCUGCGCGUGGUGUUCUUACUUUUGUUCUUUCCAGAGUUCUUGAUCUGCCCUGGCGGUAGCAUCUUGACUCUGAGCCAUAGGACCUUUCUAGUUUGAACUUUCUACUUUCUCGUCUUUCAGAAGGAGAAGUCUAGUGCAGUGCAUAAAAGUUAAACUACAACUUGAUUCGUGGUAAACACGGCUUGACUGCUUAUUUUCGCAAGUAAAUGUUGUAAAACUUGAACAGCCUCGUCCCGACCCCUAGUACUCGUUGAACAAUAAACCAAGAUGCUAGCGAAACUGCAAAAGUCCCUGACCCGCGGGGGGUCCUCACGCUCCACCUCUCCAGCCAAUAGUACCAAGUCCCCCAAGCACCACCAGCAUGACAGCUUUAGUAACCAGCCCGACAGCCAGCAAACCACGCGGCCGGGGUAUCCUGAGUAAAAACGUCCCCACACCAGAGUUGUCAUGCAAAUCUGCAUGCCAAAAAAGUUUAAGUUUCUCAUGCUGAGCCCCAUGAAAGGCAUUUUCUAAUCGUGUUUUGGGAUUUGUGAUGCUAUAAUCAGCAUGAUAUACUAGAUCUGUGAUGCUGCUGAACUACCUAAACAGGAUUACAUUACAAGGACAAACUUGUCAUGCGAAACAGCCAAAGCUGGUUGAUUUGUCUAGCAGAUUUACCAUCUUGACUCUGGUGUGGGGACGUUUUUACUCAGCAUACGGGGUCGCCCGGCCUGGAUUCGCUCGCGGACUCGGAAUAUGCAUUACAAAAGUAUCGUGCGCGUAUAAAAAAUGCAUCACAAAUUUCCUCAGCAUGAGCAAUAAAAUUUGUAAUGCGGAUUCAGCUUGUUGAAAACAAGAUUUGUAUUUUGCAUGUUUGCAAUUACUACGAGCACGAUAGUACUUUUGCACAGUAUACGGAAGUCAAUCAGCCCCAGCCGGUUUCGGACAUGCCGCCGAAGUACAACAGUAAGAAGCCGGAAACACAGCAGCAGAUUGAAAUCGAAAAUAGAAAACAGGAAUACAUCAAGCCGCAGGUUUGUUUCAACUUCUACCACGGAUCGGAACCGACGAAAAAGGUAUCAAAUGCAAAUGUGUCUGGGUCUGGAAGGUUGUCAUGCAUCUUCAGGAUCACACGAAUGCUCUGGAAUGCACGAAAGCGCAUGACAGAUCAUGCAAGAACUUCGUAAUGCCUGUUUCGCAUGAGAACUUUGCCCUGUUCCUAGAAAGAAGAGAAGGACUUUUGGCGUUCACGCAACACAGACUCCUCUACGAUCCAGACUUGGCAUGACAAGUUCCAGACCCAGACAUAUUUGCAAUGCAUAGAAGGUGUUCCACCACAUUUUCGACUUGGAGCACGAGAUGCUAUGAAAGUGCACAACUGCCCUUGCUCCCCCUCAUUUGUAUUGCAUGAACAGCAACACAAGCGUCAGACAGAAUACAGGUUUUGCAUGACAAAUUUGGACAGGAGUGUAGUUCUAUUGGGGCAGCUGCUGCCAGAACUUGUCAUGCAUAAUAGUGGCAGGAGGCAAUGCGUAAACUAGGUAUUUUGCAUGAGAAAUGAGAACGAGGGGGAGUUCUGCACUUUCAUAGAUGCUGACCAGAAUUCAGAAGCUGACCAAGCCGAAGGAGUUGACGGCCCGGGAACGGCGGAACAACUUGAGGUUCGCAGAAUUAACCACGAAAAUGCACAACCAGCUGGAGACGAUCGAUAAAAACAAGGAGAUGCUGAAGAAGGUGAUGACGGAAUCCGAUGAGGAGCGGAUGGCCAAGGAAGACGUGAAAUCGAAAGAGGAACUGGAGAUGGAGAAGAGAUUACGAAACGCGUCGAAGGACAAGGACGGGCAGAUCGUGACGAUCGACGAGGUAUCCAAUGCAAAUAUGUCUGGGUCUAGAAGAGUCAUGCUGCUUUUGCAUGACACAGAAGGUCUGGCGUGGAAGCUCUAGCAUCACAGGUUUCGAGAAGCUUCGGCGCUGCCGAAUCCGCAUGACAAAGGCGCUAUUUUAGUGACAAAAAGUGAGCAGCUUUUGCUGCCUGUGCAUGAGAGAUUUUUAUGUGUUGUGAAAUGCGCAUCACAAGUCUGCAUUCAUCUUCUACGACCCAGACACUUUUGCAUUUGAUACGAGGAGGAGGAGCUGGACAACGAGAACGAAGCGAACAACGACGGGAAAGUGUUGCAGAAACACGUCGGGUAUCCACAAUAAAUUUCCCGUACACGACUUACAAUUGCGGUCUCUGCAUGACAAAACUUGGCUUCGAUCCUAGUUUAGCAUGACAAGUUUUUGGUGAAAUUUGUAAUGCAGCUUGUACAUUUACGGUAAAUUUGUCUUGCAUAUCGGGUUGACCUACGAAGACGUGAAGUUGGUUCUCGCGCGGCAUUUGAAACGACCGGUAGGUAUCCUGAGUAAAAACGUCCCCACACCAGAGACAGAGUCAAGAUGGGGAUUUUGCAACACAAACCUAUAGAGCUUUGGACGUCACGCAUGACAAGUUGUCGCAUUCCAUAGUGUACUAGUGCAGGUUUUAGCAGGUGCAGCCGCAUCACAGAUCCAUCUGCCUGUCCUGUCCACGGCAUCAAAAAUUCCAAAACACGAUUAGAAUGCGCAUCACAAAUGUCCUCGUCAAUGCAAACCUGCAUGACAAGAACUCUGGGGUGGGGACGUUUUUCCUGAGGAUAGUCGGGACGGUGUUUUUAUCCAUGAUGGAGGCGAAGGAUGUGGACAAAUUAGUGGAGGUGGAAGAUGACAAAAUGACGGACCCGAAGGAAAAACAAGCGAAAAUUGACGCAGAAAUCGCAGCGAAGGCGAAAGCAGGGUAUAGUAAUAGUUCUUGUGAUUGAUAGUUGUUGAUGUUAUUUUUUUGAUAUGCGAAAUUAUUGGUAUGAUAGAGAUAGACGGCGAGGAGCUGCUUCUUUAUCUUUCGUUUGAUGAGAUGCAACAACCGCAAGUUCUUUAAGGAACUGUCGAACAUCAAAGUCAAAAUCCUAAACUAUGGCGUUCUCAAAUGUUACAUUCUCAACUGUUACAUGAUUUGUCAUGCAAAAACACCAUCACUCUUAACACGAUCAAGCCUUCUCCGCAUGACAACUUCUUGACGCGCUAGAUAGCAUUACAAUCUGUCCCAAACCUGUAAUGCAAAAGGCGCAACAUUUUCCCUUUCACUUUUGCCAUUCUUGCAUUACAAACUUCAUGUAACAGUUGAGAAUGUAACGUUUGAGAACGCCAUAUUAAACCACAGUUCCCCCCUGACCGCCAAAGCCAAGUCCAAGACCGGCGCAGCCAAAGCGGCCUUCGCCUCCAAUAUCACAGGAAAAAAGUGUUACAGUUGUUACACACUCGUUGCAAUUUCAGCAUCACAAAGUUGCUCUGCAUAGCAACAAAAACUUGUGAUGCGCAGACUGUAAAGGAAAACACUAAAACGCACCAUGAAGUAAGGCUGGAGAGCAUUUCCUGCAUGACAGAGGUUGUCUGUCUUGCUGGUCUUGCAUCAGAGGGAUAGCUGUAACACUUUUUUCCUGCGAUAUCCAAGCCGAAGAUGUCAAUGCUGUCCCGGAUGCGCACCACGGUCGCGGGGAAGCUGAUGGGCCCGGCCGCGAUGAAAGAAAACGACUUAACCUACAUAUUGUCCUUCCCGAUCUCCCGAAUAAAAUCCGGCGAGAAAAAGCGGUACGCCCCGUUGCACUUCGAGCGGUGUAUGCGGCAGGGGUACGCGAUCGACAUUCCGAAACUUUCCGCCGAGCGCAUCACCCGAGCGGAUAACAAGACCAUCCUUUCCUUCGGAUCCCCACGGGAGAAAUCGAAGCGGGCGAACCGGCUCGAGGGGUUUGAGAAGUACAAAGAGGGAGAAUUGUACUUCAUCGCGGAGAUGGGGGCGAAGUAUUACGCGAAACCUUUGACCAAUUUCGAGAAAACGAAGCACUUCUGGAACUUCGACAUAAUUGCGGAAACGGCGAAAACCAACGUGAAACAGAGGUUUGAACCGGGGGUGAUCGAGGAAUUGUCGAAGAAGAUGGCGUUGCUUGCGAAGAAGAACAAAUCCGUUCCAUUGGCGGAAAAAAGGAAACCGAAGACCGGAUUGCGCACGAUGGAUUACCAAUGUUCCGUGCCGUUAGCGGAGCGAAGAGAAUCGGAGUUGACGGAAUCGGAAUACAGUGAGAUAUGAAUUGCAAAAGUAUCCUACUAGUAGUCAUUGCAAUACAAAUUUCCUCCGCAUGAUAGCUGGAAUCAUUUAUCAUGCUGUUUUACCUUAGGGGCAAGAUUUGUCAUGCCUAAUUGCAAUUCGUACGAGUGCGAUACUUUUGCACAGGAUAUGAGACCGACUCGGACGAUUCCAUUUUGUCGCCCGAAGAGAUCUAUCAAAUGCAAAAAUGUCUGGGUCUGGAAGAUUCUUACAUUUGUCAUGCAUGGCUGACAUGACUCGAGACUCUGUGAUGCAGGGGCACGAAAAGGCUCGCCUAUCUGUCAUGUAAAAAUGUUGUUUCUCAUGCGGAAUACGCAACACAUAGCAGCUCAAAAAGUUGUCAUGCUUGGCUGCGUAUUGCAGUCCGGCUAUCAUCCGCUUUUAGCAUUAUAAGUUUCCAGACCCAGACUACAUUUUUGCAUUUGAUAAGAUCCGGCAAAGGCAGUUGUACAAAGUUCCGAAGAAAAAGAAAGAGGAAGUUGAGGAACCGUUGCGGAAAAAACCGAAAAUCCCGACGUUUUACAUCACAUUCGGGAUUCGGGAGCGGUUCACUCUGGAUAAGGAAAUCGACGCUUCGAAACGGAUAUGCAAUGCAAAAGUGUAAAGUGCUUGCUCCUCGUAUAUUUUUGAAUUGCAUGCGCGCAUGACAAACCCGCUCCUGAUGCUGAAUCAGCGUGACAAAUUCCAUCUGUCAUGCUGAGCUGAUUUGUAAUGCAGUUACCACUACAACGAGGACCACUAGAAGCACGAUAAUACUUUUGCACAGCAUAGCGCAAACCGGGCGUGAAAGAGAUGAUGCUGCACUGGCUCGAAAACCGGUUGGCGAACAAAAUCACCGACAUCGACGACGAAGCUUCCGGUUACCCCGCAUUUGCUAUCAAAAGGAAAAAUCCCCCCUCCCCAUAUCGGCAUGAAGUUUCUGAUGCUGGAUUUGCGUACACAAAUCAGGUCUGUCUUGCUGGAGAGGACUGCAGGCAUAUGCCAACACUGAGGCGGGUGGUUUUGACGUAGGCGACUAGCAUGUCAAAUGUCUAUGGUGUAAGCCCGAUAGCAUCACAAACCGCCUGCAUAAUGCGGCGGACUCUCUGGCUUUGCCUUCGUGCAAGACAGAGGGGGUUUGUCGUGGCGACCAAUCUGCAUCACAAAUUUUCGGGCGGAUGCGCUUUCAAUAUGGGGAGGGGGGAUUUUUUGUCACAAUAUUUGCCGGUCCGGAAGGGUAUGCGGAGUGGGAGUUGAUGCGGCAGAUCCGGAAGAGGUGUAGCGACAUGUUAUGCAUUGCAAAGCAAUCGUAUUCGUACCACUAGUAUAAAUUGCAUUACAAAUUGACUUAGCCUUAGAAAUUGACUUUGUAAUCAUGCGGAUUUGCCUUAAGAGAAAGAUUUGUAAUGCGGAAACGCCAUUGGUACGAGUACGAUGAUUUUACGAUGCAUACAUGUACUUUCACAACAAAUCCGACGUGGAAUUAUUGGAGAAGAUCCACAACUCCGCGAAGUCCUUGGAAAUCUCCUGGAUGUUCCUCUGUAUGAGGGAGUACGAGACCCGGGUGUUUGGCUUCCGCACCCCGCGGUUUGAAAUCGAAAGACGAAUCGCCAAAGCGAAGAUGGAAGAGGAGGAACGAGAACGGAAGAAAGCAGAAGCGGCGAAGAAAGCGGAAGAAGAGCGGAAAAUGGCGAUCAUCCGGGGGGACAUUCCGCCAACACCAGUGGCUGUUUCCAAAACAAAAUCAUCUUCCGCUGCGGUAGUGCCAAUUACCGGAGUUUCGACCGAUUCGCUAGGAGUUGGUGCUGUUUCUGCAGCAGUUGCAAUCGCGUUCGGGACACCAGCAGCUUCAUCGAGGCAAAAUUCGUCGCGUGCGAGCUCCCGGAGGUACACGAGCACGGUGGGUGUGCAGGACAUCUUAGGAGAUGGCGGCACAGAAUCUUCGUCCGUAGCCAGCUCCCGGGGGGACAACAGGAUCGAGCUUAAAAAACUGGCAGAAGUUGAUGGCUUGAUUCAAACCUUGACCCAGAAGCUCUGCUACGACACAGCGAAUGGGGAUGUGCCCGGGGAAGAAAAACUGGACGAAGCAACGGCGCGGCUAGGAGGGGGAAUAGAUAACGCAAAAAACAAAACUUCUGAAGACGGUAAGGAACAGCAACAAACCACCAACGAGCUGCAGUUUUCUAACCUUUUGGAAGAAAACUUGAUUAAGUUAGACAUACAAAACGAACAUAAUAGUGGAGAACGACUACCAAAAGAGGAAACAAAAACGGGUCCGCCACCACCGGUACCAGCAGCAGCACCGGGUGACGUUGUACUUGUAGCAGAGAAGAAUAAAGACACGACCACCUCUACCCCAGCCGUUGUUCCAGAAGUCCCUACCCUCAACAUUCCGGACCCAAAUACGCCAGCACCAGCAACCCAACAGCAACCACAACCUGGCGCACCAGCAACCACACUCACCGUAUUUGCAACCGCUCCCGUCCCCAAGCCCAAGCCUCCCUCCCUCGGCACGGGGUUUGGGAACUUCGCGGGUAAUCUUCUCGCCGGGGCGAAACAGCAAACUUUAGGAGAAAUUGUCGUGCAGGAUGAGCAGAUGGACCAUAAAUUGUGCAAUUUAGAGUUUCGCGAAUACCCGGACAAGUACACGUUUUUUACGACCCACUACAUCUCCUUGACUUUCCAAAACGAGCCGAUGUUUCCGCAAAUGUUCCUCGCGUUUUUCUUGCACGAAUACGGAAAUUUGAAAAUCGAGAUUGAGAAGAACUGGCUCCCCAACUUUCGCGUGAUGCCGGACGCAAAGAAGUAUUUGGAGAAGCUCGAGGAAGAGAAAAUCCAGUUGGAAUUGAAAAAAUCCGAGCACAGCCGGGAUUUUCACGCACUCAGUACUGAGGAGCUGUUGAAGAUGAAAAAAGAAGGGCUGGGAAUCGCGGAAAUGCGGCAAAAACGGGUGGUGGAGGUGGAUUUCAUGCGGAAGCAAAAGUUGGACAAGAUGGCGAAGCAGUUUGUCGCGGUCGAAAAGCGGAGGGAGCUACAACAGCAGAGAAGCCGAUCUACCUCGAAGGACCGAGAUUCCUCGAUCGGCGCAAGCAGUCUGGCGUCGCCCAAAGCCGGGAGUAAACAACCGCCCGGGGUGCACUUCCAAGACCAGAAGGGGAGACAGGGUGGUGCUGCUUCACCGAAGGUUUUAUCCCGACCGGGCUCUGCGAGCAGUGUUUCAAGACCGGGAUCGGCGGCUUCAGACGCUGGGGUCGGAAAGAGCUCCAGGGGCAGUCUUGGAGGUGCGGGAAAUCAACAAGUGAAGCACGCGGCGACGAUGCCUGCGUCGCUAGGCGGAGCAGGCACAACUUCUAAAUCCGCAGGCAUAAGCGGAAAGGCAGCGCAGAUUGGCGGUACGCCGAUCGGGUUGCAAGAGAAGCCGAAAGAGGAAUCCGGUUCGGGAAGCGCAGCUUCUUCCGCUGCGGAUGAUGAGGAAAAUGAAUUGGGGAAAAUCGAAGAAGAAAACGGGACUGCUGGGGAUGCGGAAAAGGAAGGAGAAGCCGCAGGAGGUCCAUCUGGAAUAAAAGCCGCUGCUGGGACUUCUCCUGGCAAAGCUGGGACAAAGGCUGCUGCGAAGGCAAAGGGAAAGGCGAAAGCCGGACCUGCUGCUGGACCAAGUGCGAAAGCAACUGCAGCAACCGGUGCAGCUAGUCCUGCGAAAGCCGCGGCCACAAGUAGCGGAAAAGCCAGCGCUGGCGCCCCGAAGCAGAAGGCCAAGGCGAAACAGCAGGCGGCAGAAAGCAAAUCUGGUCCUGCGAACAAACAGGCGGCUGCACUGGAAAAAGAGGAAGGAGGUGCAGCUGCUGCACCGGGCAGCGGCUCCCCGGCAGGCUCACGGAAAUCCACCCCCAACAAGUCAGGCUCUGCUGCCAGUUCAAAAUCCCAAUCCAGGUCUGGGUCGGCCACCAGUCAGACUGGUAAUAUUGGCGGUUUGGACACGAAACCGAGUGGAGAACAGGAUGACAGACUUGCGAUGGAGAUUUCCGGGCAAUUUGGGUCUGUCGAGGAAGUUUCAAUCAAACUCGACGAAUUGAAAGACAAAUCGUUAGACGAUGACGGAAAUGCAGAUAAAUCCUCCAACGCAUCUAACCUCUCCGGCCUUUCUUCCGGUUCGUCUGCGAAAGCGAAGCCAAAAAUUGCACCGAGGCGAACCGCGACGCGCGUCCAGCGUGGCGGCACAACGGUGUUUAUCCCGAGUUCAAGCUCUGAGUCGUCCUCCGGCUCGGAUUCUGAUUCCGAUAGCGACAAGAGUAGCAAAUCGAGCAAGGGGUUUGUGCGUUCCUCGGAUAGCGACCAGAGUGAGGACGAUAGUAAGAACGCGAAAAAGGAUAAGAAGAAAAAGGACAAAGAAGGGACUUCAUCUUCCGCGGAGGAAAAUAAACCAGCACCAGAGGAGCUCGAAUACAGUGAUACUGACGGAGAAACCGACCUGUACGCGACCACCAGCUUCCGACAGAAGAAGAUCAUUCGAAGGAGAUUGCUCUACAUGUGCAAGUUAAAGCACCGCGAGUUUUUCGAGAAAUUGGCGAUUAUGCUGAACUUUUCCAGCACGAAAUGGUGCUUGCGGGAGUUGUAUGCAUUGCAAAAACAUCGUACUAGUAGUACUCGCAUCACAGAUUUGCUCGGCAUGACAAAUGGAAUUUCUCAUGCUGAUUUACCUUGAAAAAGAGAUUUGUCAUGCAUAGAUGCGAUUAUUACGAGUGCGAUACUUUUGCAAUGCAUAAGUUGUUCAAGAUCUACUGCGGGGUGUCCAUUCUGGUCCGGAACCGCGGGCGGGACAACGUGAUCCAGGACAGUUUUCUCGACGAGCGGACCAGCUGGUGGAAGCUUCUGUUGAGGGAAAUCAUCGAAGUCCUCUGGUACAGCUUGCCCCCGCAGGACGCGGCAGAUUUCGUCGACAACGAAAAUUACCUCCUGUGCUCCCCCUUCUUCACGAUUAAGCUAGCGAAGAAGUGCUUCGAACUAAUUCCGACCUUUACCUGGGCCGACAACGAGUGGAAGGGCAAGAUCAUGCAGAAAAUCAUCCUGCGGGUGGCGAUAUGCAUUGCAAAAGUUUCGUACUCGUAUUAGUAAUCGCAGUCAUGCAUUACAAAUCUUUCUAUCAAGGUAAAACCGCAUUACAAAUUCCAUUUCUAAUGCUGAGCAAGUUUGUAAUGUGAUUUCCACUUCUAGUACGUUGCUUUUGCAUUUCAUAAGCGAAGUCGAGCACGAGGUCGAUCACCGGAAAUGUUCCGCAAGUCGUUUCCGCCGGCACGGGGAACAAAGGAGCGAAGACUAUGAACUGCAAAAGUAUCGCACUCGUACGAAUUGCAUUUAUGCAUUGCAAAUUUCUUUUUCAAGCUAAAUCAGCAUGACAAAUUUCAUUUGCCAUGCUGAGCUAAUUUGUAUUGCAUGCAAUACUACGAAAAAUACCACGGUUGCUUUUGAAGUGCAUAAAGACUUCUGCGCAGCAAGUUAGGGCGAAACAGGCGGAACAGAGACUGAAGCUGAACAAGCAAAACCUCGUAUCCUGAGUAAAAACGUCCGCACCCCAAAGCUGUCGUGCAAAUGUGCAACGACAGGAACAUUUGUAAUGCGCAGCUACAUGAGAGGCAUAUCCAUUCGUGUAUUGGGAUUUGUAAUGCGGUAAACAGGAUGAGAAAAUGGCUUUGUCAUGCAGCUUCCCUUGACAACCACAGCUACACUGCAGAGGGAAACUUGUCAUGCGCAACUCCCAAAACUUGGAGAUUUGUGUUGCUACAUUCCCAACUUGACUAUGGGGUGGGGACGUUUUUGCUUAGGAUACUUCAGGCACAGCGAACAGACCCCGAUCAUGAAAACGCUCGUCGACUCGCCGACCGGGUGGCUGUUUUACUCCAUGUGGGCGAAGUUACCCGAUGAGGAGCCGUUUACGGUAGACUGGAAAAUAGAAACCGAGGAACUCGCGAUGCGCAUCAUUCAACCGCAGAGCCAGCACUGGAAACUGAACGAGAUGUAUCAGAGCGGCAAGAUACAAGUCCCCGAUCACAAAGACCCGGAGAAGAGAGCAGCUUCAGGUCAUUCUCUGGACAGUACCGGAAGCUUUGGCGCGGGGUUUCUGCAGCAAUUGGAGCAGAUCGCGGAAGAGCAGAAGCCGAAAGCCGUGGCAGCGGGGGAAGAACAAACCCCAGUUGCAAAGGCAGCUGGUGCGGCGCCACCUACCGGCGAAAAAGGAGAUCAGGAACAAUCUCCAGCGCCUCCGACCACGCUCACUUCCCCGGGCGGGAUGCACGAUAACGUGAAGAUCUACUACAUUCCACCAGGCCGGGAAUUCGACGACGUGCCGUGGUAUCUCGAAGGGCAGGUGGAGAAGAAGAAAAAGGCCGCGUCCAAAGACGACGUGCAGAAGGAACUCGCGCGGGCGAAUAUCAUUUGUAAAAACGUCCCCACCCCAGAGUUGUAAUGCAAAUCUGCAUGCUGAAAAUAUUUCUUAUGCGGAGACCCAUGAGAAGCAGUUUCUGUUUCCAGUCGUGGUUUGGAACAGUCAUGCUCAAAGCAGCAUGAUGUGCUAGAUCUGUGAUGCUGCAGCUUAACUAGCAGCUAAACAGGACUACACUACGGGGCAAAACUUGUCAUGCGCAGCAGCCAAAGCUUGUCGAUUUGUCUUGCAGAUUUCCCAACUUGACUAUGGAGUGGAGAUGUUUUUACAAAUGAUAGCGAAGCAGAAGGAGGAAAACCGGCUGGCGCGGAUCAAGUACUGGGAGGAUAAAAAGCAGGCGGAGGAGGAGCAGAAGCGGCUGUACCGGGAAAAGAUGAAGAAGGUGCAGGAACUGCAGUUAUGGAUUGCAAAAGUGUCUGGGUCUGGAAGGUUGGAACUUGUGAUGCUGCAUUUGGAUUCCAAAAAAGCUUGUAUUGCAUGAGCAGCAAAGAGAAUGCAAUUUUUGCAACGCAGAGAGGACAUUUGUCAUGCGGACUAGGCAUCAAGAUGCCCUCAAAAAAUCUGUGAUGCUAGGGCAUGCAUCACAGACAUCAUGGGUCAUGGAAAACCUGCAUGACAAGUCUCAGAAUCUUCCAGACCCAGACAUUUUUACAAUCCAUAGCAGUACAUCGCGUACAAGUGGCACGAGAUGGGGAAAACGCAGCCGAAGAGCAACCCGUACGACACAAGUUUGAAAAAGUACGAGCAGGAGCUGCCACUGCAACUGGAGCUGAAGGAGUUGAAGGAGCGCACCAUUCGAAACGACAAGGGGCUGUUGCGGGAAAGCGGGGAUUUGAGCCCGAUGCGGCGAAAAAUCCUCGAAGACGCCCUGGCCGGGGAUCGGGUGAAGAAGCAAUAGGUGGUGGAAUUUGUUUUAUACUUAUUUCAUGGUGGUCCUCGUUGUCUAGCAUGUUGCGCAUGAGAAGAAACUCUACAACUGCAAGGUGGAGCUGCUGCAGCUGCCGCGUCCUAAUGUGGUAGUCGUGGUGAAAAUUACGUAUAACACGAACUGUUAUUUUUGUACGAUGUAAGUUUCUACUUUUCUUGUGGUACGAAAAUGAUCUUCCUGUGCUACAAUGUACAACAACUCGGAGAAGUUUAAGUUUGUGGAGCCGUAAUUGCAAAGAACACAAUAAAUCCGAAACUCGUAUAAACUACUGCUUUUGUCUCGCUCUCGUCCUUUUCGGGGCAGCACGUAGAAUUCAAAACAAAACUAUGACUUUGACGCACGGAAAAUGAACUCCGCUUGCUACUUGUAUGAUUCUUGUUUCGCUCUGUGACAUCGACGACGCUCUAGUGUGUGUGUAAGAAUUGUGGACAUUAUUGUACCAUGGUCAUCCUCAUCUGUUCUUGUUGUCAUCCUCAU